This is a messenger RNA of Oppia nitens, 599 nucleotides long. RefSeq names its product ATP synthase-coupling factor 6, mitochondrial-like (gene ATPsynCF6). The record is from RefSeq and is a predicted model, not a curated record. Gene Ontology annotation, molecular function: proton transmembrane transporter activity. The coding region runs from base 162 to 485 and encodes 107 amino acids. NCBI's taxonomy places the organism in Eukaryota, Metazoa, Arthropoda, Arachnida, Sarcoptiformes, Oppiidae. The transcript has a single exon. Gene Ontology annotation, biological process: proton motive force-driven ATP synthesis.
UUUAUCAAUAUAUAUAUAACACAACGUUAUAUGUGAUCGACAUUUAAGGUCAUUCAGUGUUGACAUCAAUUAGUCUUUGAUUUUGCCAUUAAGUGAUAACUCAAGAGAUCACUCAUUUGGUUAUCAUUUAUACUAUAAUCGUAUCAAACAAUUAAACAAAGAUGUUGUCAAAUGUUAUGCGAUUGAGUCCAUCAUUUGCUCCCAUUUACCGAAACAGCGGACGACUAUUGUCGACAACACCGGUGACCUCUCAAUCUGAUCCAAUCCAGAAGUUAUUUGUCGACAAAAUACGUGAAUACAAUCAAAAGGCAAAGUCAACUGCAGAUGGAUUAGUUGAUGCAAAUGAACGAGUGAUGAAAGGACUUAAAGAAGACAUGGAUCGCGUGGCCAGAAGUUAUAACAUUAAAGAUGAAAACAAUUUGUCAAAUCUUAACCUCAAGUUUGAUGCAGAAAUCAAAUUGGAUUCAAUUAAUUUGAAAGACUAAUUGAUUACAAUCUUAAUUAACAAUUAUUUUAUUAGUAUUUGUCUCCAAAUUGAUUGACUUUAAUGUUUGAUUUUUAGUCAAUAUAUUAUAUAUGUCUAAAAAUUGUGUUUUUAG